UGCCUUCUUCUCAUGCCUUUGACAGAGCUGGAGUAUUAUAUUAGAAGUAUUAUUACUUCGUUACACUACACCUCUUUAUUGACUGCCUUUUAAUGGAUUUUGUGAUUUCCAACAGCACCUGAAUGCAGCAAAGCAAACCCCAUGAUUUGGUGGAACUUUGAACCUCACACACAAACUGCGCUGAUUGUGUGACAGUGUGUGAACUGGAGAGACAGCUGACGUGCUGAGAAAAAAUAGAGCAAAGAGAGAAUAAAAAUAAUCAAUACUCCCACUUGUGCGGUGUUACAAGAAGCGCUGUGUGACAGCAGCGCAGCUUUGCGGCGUUUUACGACUUACCAUCAUCAUCCUCAUCACAGCCGAGAUGUCCCUCCGAUACCACCACAAAGUUGUCAUUGUGACCGGAGGAUCCAAAGGGAUUGGCAAGGGCAUUGUCAAAGUGUUUGUGGAGAAUGGAGCCAAAGUUGUGUUUUGUGCAAGAGGAGGUGCAGCAGGUGAGGCUGUGGAGACGGAGUUGAACAAAGCAGGGCCGGGCUCAUGCAAAUUUGUCUCAUGUGACGUCUCUAAAGAAGAUGACAUAAAGAGACUAGUUGCAGUCACAGUGGAGCAUUAUGGACACAUUGACUGCCUGGUCAACAACGCAGGGUGGCACCCGCCUCAUAAACCCACUGAUGACACCACAGCAGAGGAGUUCAGGGAUCUGCUGAAUCUGAACCUCGUCAGCUACUUCCUGGCUUCUAAAUAUGCGUUGCCGUACCUACGACAGCGUCAGGGAAACAUCAUUAACAUUUCCAGUCUGGUGGGAACCAUCGGUCAGAAAGAUGCUGCACCGUAUGUUGCCACCAAGGGGGCGAUAAUCUCCAUGACAAAGGCGAUGGCCGUGGAUGAGAGUCGCUACAAUGUGAGAGUGAACUGCCUCUCUCCGGGUAAUGUGCUGACACCUCUGUGGAAAGAAUUAGCAGGACAGACACCGGAUGCUGCAGCAGCCAUUAAAAUGGGAGAACAAUCUCAGCUGCUGGGUCGUAUGGGGACAGAAGAAGAGUGUGGUCUGGCUGCUUUGUUUCUCGCUGCUGAUGCUACUUUUUGCACUGGGAUUGACCUGCUGUGUAGCGGAGGAGCCGAACUCAACUAUGGCAUCAAAAGUCAGAUUCCAUCCUAACUGUCCUGAUCACCACAGCGUCCUUGUUGUCCUGGAACAGCUGAUUAAACAGAUUAAAUUGAUAAAUGCUGAAAAAGUGCACUGGUAAUAAUACUAAAAUAAAUCAGAAUCAGGGUUAUUUCCAGGUAGAUUUUGCUCACAAGAAUAUGCAUUUGUGUCUUGAGCACAUAUUCAAAAUAUUAAGAGGAAAUAAAAACAAAGGCAAAUUCUUAAAGGUCCCAUAUUACAAAAAAAAAAAAAAAAAAAAAAAAUCAGAUUUCCAUGACUUAUUUAAUAUAAAGCAGGUAUUGAUGCUGUGUGAAUACUAAGGAAGUAUCAAAAUGCUCAAUACCCACAGAAAUGCACACAGACCUUAUUCAGAAACUGGGUUGUUAAAGAGCCUUCAGGAUUUCCACGAAUUUGUGAUGUCACAACUAUAAGCUACUUAAUUAAAA
Molecule: messenger RNA, 1590 nt
Organism: Plectropomus leopardus (leopard coralgrouper)
Lineage: Eukaryota; Metazoa; Chordata; Actinopteri; Perciformes; Serranidae
Gene: hsd17b14
Product: hydroxysteroid (17-beta) dehydrogenase 14
Biological process (GO): steroid catabolic process
Cellular component (GO): cytosol
Molecular function (GO): estradiol 17-beta-dehydrogenase [NAD(P)+] activity
Source: RefSeq, a predicted model, not a curated record